Caenorhabditis elegans is the source of this 745-nucleotide messenger RNA. RefSeq lists its product as uncharacterized. The transcript is spliced from 2 exons. The coding region runs from base 73 to 525 and encodes 150 amino acids. The record is from RefSeq and is marked reviewed. Lineage: Eukaryota; Metazoa; Nematoda; Chromadorea; Rhabditida; Rhabditidae.
AGAAAGAAACGUUUCAUCAAAGCAACAGAAGACCCCGACAAAACGAAAGGCGGAGCUGCGAUAUUAUAAACAAUGGCACUGUACCGCGCGAGGUCAUUCCAAAUCUCAAUCACUUUCCAUAGAAUGUCUGCUCCAUCUCCUUCACCUUCUAUUUCAAGAUUAAAUUCAAAUUCAGAUGAAACUUUCCGUAUUGUGGUAAACUAUCUGGUAACUUCGAACAAACUUGAGGAAACACGUGUCAAGUACACCAGAAUUAUUGAUUCUCUAGUCCUGCAAAUGGACUGCCUGAACUUGAUUGCCACUUUGACAAAGACAAAUCUUGUCGUCUUGCUAGUGAUCAAGUAUAUUCUUAAAUAUUUAGAGAAUUUGAAGAAGAAUACCAUUAUCUCGCUGAGAAAUGUCGAGGCUAAAAUCGAAAAAAAGAUGAAAAUUCAGAAAAGACGAGCUCAAAUGAUGUUCCAACAUAACGGCAUCACUCCAAUGAGUGACAUUACUAAAAGAUUGGAAUUCAAUAAGAACAAUUGAAAAUCAAUCAGGACAACCUUUUGUGCCUUGGAGGGCCUAAUCGUUCAUUUCUCUGUUAUCGCAUACUUUAAUGUUUCUUCGAUUUGUUAAUUUCUAAAAUUAUUGUUUUAACUUUUGAAAUAUAUACAUAGUAAUGAUUUGUUAUACGGCUCUAUCUUUUUUUGUUUGUUACUUAUAUUCCAUUUUUAUUCAAAGUUCAAUGAACACAUUUUAUUUGGGA